CUCACUCUUGCUUUUUCUGUGGCACAUCACAAAAUUGUUCAAUGGAGUCAAAAGUGGAGGUACCAUUUCCUACACCUCCAGCAUACUUCUUACCAGAUCAAACAGGGCACGAUGUGAGGAUCUACCAUGUUCACUCACCUUUCAGCCCUCCACCACCGCCUCCUUCCUUCUCUUUUUCUCCUGGAGUUGGAUGCUCCACCCAAGUUCAGUCACCUCUGCCAGUGUCUGCUCUCCCUCCAGCCACUCCCAGGCUGAAGUUUGUGAGCUAUGAAACGGAGCUGUAUCGCUCUCCAGCUCUGACAGCGUGUCCAUCUUGUCAGACUCAGGUCACCACGCAGGUCACCUACCGAGCCGGGACCCACGCGUGGCUCAUGUGUCUUUUGUUUGUGUUGUGCGGGCUGCUGCUUGGGUGCUGCCUGAUUCCACUAUUUGUGAACCAUUUCAAGGACGCCUAUCACACUUGUCCUCGCUGUCGACGGGUCCUCCACAUACACAGGAAGACAUGUUGUGAAUGA
This is a messenger RNA of Chelmon rostratus (copperband butterflyfish), 515 nucleotides long. RefSeq names its product lipopolysaccharide-induced tumor necrosis factor-alpha factor homolog. Gene Ontology annotation, molecular function: zinc ion binding. The coding region runs from base 42 to 515 and encodes 157 amino acids. The transcript has 4 exons. The record is from RefSeq and is a predicted model, not a curated record. NCBI's taxonomy places the organism in Eukaryota, Metazoa, Chordata, Actinopteri, Chaetodontiformes, Chaetodontidae.